This is a messenger RNA of Symbiodinium pilosum, 339 nucleotides long. The record is from the annotation of a GenBank genome assembly. Lineage: Eukaryota; Dinophyceae; Suessiales; Symbiodiniaceae.
AUGCCUUCCAGGAUUCCCGACGUGUGGGGUGCCUCGCAACUGCUGAGCCAGCAGGAUGCGGAGGAGUUUGACGGCCGCAACCAAGCUGACAGCGAUGUGGACCCAUUCUUGGGCCUGGGUUUCAUGCGGAUCUAUUCUGCGCUGUCUCCAGAUGCUCCUCUCACUGCCAUUGCAACCGACAAGGAUGGUGUCAUUGGAAUGGCGCAGGUCAAGAAGGAUGGCUAUGUCCAAAACCUGGUGGUAAAGCCGAGCGCCCGACGGUUGGGCGUUGCCACUCAGAUCAUCUGCUGGUGCGCGGCAAAGUCGCGUUUUCGAGGAGCACAGAAGCUUUGGAUGCAC